Messenger RNA from Tremella mesenterica DSM 1558, 4637 nucleotides. RefSeq lists its product as uncharacterized. The transcript has 3 exons. The coding region runs from base 1 to 4101 and encodes 1366 amino acids. The record is from RefSeq and is a predicted model, not a curated record. NCBI's taxonomy places the organism in Eukaryota, Fungi, Basidiomycota, Tremellomycetes, Tremellales, Tremellaceae.
AUGGACUACCCCUGCACCUCUCACGCUUCAUCCUCACGCUUACCUCUUUGUCCUCCUUCUCUCCCACCAACUCUGUCCACCACUCGUCCUCGUAGAGCCCUACGCCGGAGAAGCCCUCGUCGGACAGCAUUCCACUUCGUCAUCAUCUGUCUUCCCUACGUCACCGCCGCAUUUCCUAUACCUCUACGACUGAAUCCUCCACUGCUCGACUCCCUUCCAUCCUGGGGUCGAUCACCACCAUUUUUGACACCUUACACCUCAGCCGACAUGUUCGAACCAUCCUCCUUUAUGUCCAGUAAACCUCUGCUUGAUACGAUGCCGGUUCAAAGAUACGGUCAACCCACAAUCCACUUUCUUCGCCGACGUUUUGGUUCCAUGUACCAUGUCCCGGACGAUUAUGUCGUCCUUCAGCGACAGUUUAAAUGGUACCUCGUCGUUGUAGCCUACACCAUCGCGACUUGCGGAGCACUAGUCACCCUCGAACUAUUGGUACGACGUACCACCACUAGAGGACUCCGGAACAUCGUUCUUCUACUCAUGGCCGGCUUCUCCUUCGGUGCGGUAUCGACUUUCUCCAUGCACUUCAUUUUUAACAACGCUCUAUCUCUUCAUCACCCUGACGAAGUGGCAGAAGGCUUUCCCGCCAUUUAUCUCUCAUAUGACUGGCUUUACUCCAUCCUCUCCCUUGUAGCCAGCUGGGCAGCUAUGACACUCUCUUUCUUCUUCAUGGCGUUCGAAUUCUCCUGGGCCAACAUCAAACGUUGGAUGAAACUUCAUUUUCUUAACCGUCAUCCGAACGUCAACGCAACACCGGAAGUAGCGGACGAGUAUAAUAACUGGAAGCACGCCAGACAGCCCAGCUCUCAAUCACGCUCGGAGACCAGGUCAAUCGUCAGGCAAAGCGGAAAGCUCAUGUCCUGGACACUGUUGGAUAGUGGAAGUCCGGGCGAUCCGUCGGGCACCUCUCGCAAAACAAGUAAGGCUGGUGGUCGGGAUGAAAAAAUGAUUGCAGCUGAAGACAAGCCGGAAGAAUCGGGAAAUCAAACGGGCCUGGAUGUUUUGAUUGCCAAAGAUGGGACCCUAGCCGAGAUUGAAUUCCGUUUGGGGAAGUCUGGCGUCGAGGCAGAGCUGGAUCGAAGGGGGAAGGAGCGUGUUCAUGACCCUGGCUCAGACGCUAGUCGAGAUUAUCCCAGUUUCGCAAGUAACCUCUCUGCCACGGACCGUUCUUCCUCUGUCGGUUCUCGUCUUCCGUUUCUGCCUCCAACAACCGCCAGACGACCCCCUCCCAUUCGUCACGUUUCAGACACUGUAACGAAGUACGCCGCCUCCCCGAGUCCCAUAUUCAGCUCGCCGUUCGCUUCAUCCUCUGCCGAUAUUGAGGAACCUCCACACUCCGCACCUCUCUUGUCACCCAGACGUUCGUAUGAUUCCGCUGUACCAUUCGAUACGCCAACCGCCGCAUACAACUCCCGUCGGAGGGCAUCUUUACCGGUCUCGGCAUUCAGCAGGAAUUCACGGCAAAAUUAUCUCCGUUCGGCGGGCCCUUUGGCACGCAUACAAAGUCUUCCGGAACCAGAGUAUGACAUUGAGCUGUUGGAGAAGGGAAUGGCAGGAUCUCCUAAAGCAACACCACCUUUGAGUACGAGUUCUUCAGAUUCCAUGACAGGAGACUUGGAUCAGGGGGUCAUACAAGAGCCGCAACAAGUAUCUUCUGAGCGUCACAAAGCAAAGAAGCAUAGUCGUACAGCCCAGUUCUUCGGGUUGGACGUGGUCACCCGUACGGAUUUGAUGAAGAUCUUGGCAUGCGGUUUCGUUGCAGGCUGGGGAGUAGCUGGAAUGCACUACAUCGGACAAUGUUCCAUCGUCGGCAUGCCUUAUAUCGGAUACAUGGUCGAAUAUGUCAUCGGAUCUGUCAUUAUCGCCAGCGGCGCUGUCAUCAUCGCCUUGUAUAUUAUGUUCGUUAUGCUUCGGCCCAAGCUCAAACACACGUGGUUGUCCAAACUUGGAGUCGCAUUUGUCCUAGCCGCAGCGGUGACAAUGAUGCACUUUUGUGGUACGAUGGGAACUGUUUAUGCCUGGCCCGUCGACAGACGUAUCAGCUCUCAUCGAGUGUUGACCGGUGUCAACGCUGGAAUUGUCGGAAUCGUCAUCGCUUUAGCGUGCAUGACUUGCCUUGCCUGUAUCGGAUUUCUCGUGGUCGAUUCGUAUCGUCUCAAACGAGAACGGGAAAGACGUCGUCGUGUCGUUGUUGCGAUCGUGGGUAUCGAUGACCACGAUCGGAUACUUGUCAGCUCCAUAGACGGUCUCUUGCCCAUGUGUGAUAUCGCCAGUCUCGCUCCUGAAACCGGUCGUAGCAGCAAACGAAAAGGCAAGACGAGCUUCUCUACCUGGUCAAAUGAUUCCACCGUACUCGGUCUGGAUCUUUCCAUCGGUCACGAAGCGUUCGUUCAGGCUGUCAAACUCAGUUGGUCGUGGAGGAAUGGCACGACUUUUCAUUGGCCCACUCGAAUUCCCAGCGUUAGUGUGACCAGUCAGCCGGAAAGAAGAGGAUCAUCAGCAAGUACAACUGCUUCGAUGUCUCAAUCCGUCUCGUUGUCGACCACAGACAGUGGACAAAGUCGAGCCAGCGUGAUUAAAUUUGUCGAGAAGUUUUCGUCUGCCGCUUCGGACCUGGCUGUCAAGAUGACUGGUAGAAGAGAUGGGAUCUCCAGAGUUGGGGUGUUAUACGAUCAAAUCUUGUCUACUGGAUGGGUCAAGUUGCCCGAUAGCACAGAUACCAUUUCAAAAGGACAACUGGUCUUUCUCGUCCGACGAAUAACUUCUUCCGCCGAACGGUCCGAUCUGGUGUCAAGACAAUUCAUAUUCGCAGACGCUAACGCUGUGGCCUCCGCUUUGGUCAAAACCCUCUCCGUGACAUUGGAUGACACACUGCCUUUAUUGGAAGGAAUCAAGACAUUUGCACACUCGACCAUGUCUGUCACUGUCAAGCCUGCGACUUUGUACACUGGCGUAGCCAUCGUUCAAGCUACUCCGUUUGACGGUCUGCGUAUCAUGUUGGAGGAAGACAAUCGAUCACAAUUACCGAUGAGGGAAAUCGGUCAAAUAGUCUCCACAACGUCAUCGGCAUCCACUACUUCCUCUAGCUCCAGCGAUAAUAAUCUGAUCAUCUCUAGACCCGAAGAAAUUGGAGGAUUAUUGCGUCGUCUAUCCGGAAUGACCCUCUUGAGUUUGAUAGCAAGAAAUAUACAAACAAAAUACCCGCAAGAUUCCAAAAGCUCUCAACUGUCUCAUGAUUCGUCAAGUCGGUUGGACAAGCUUCUUCGCUUGAUAGAACGCGCCCUCAUUCCCAUGCUUGACACCUUGCUAUCUUCAGACGACAUGCAGCAUAUACUCCCCCGACUCACCCUUUAUCCAUCUCUCAUCCCUCUCACUCCCGGUCAGUCUUCAAGAUUACCAGGCUACACGCCACCUUAUCUAAUCAUAUUCUACGCGCACUACGAUCCAGCCAUCAACACUUUCAUCGACAAGUGGCUGCCGUUCAACUUAUUCAGAGCGCAAAACGCCUGUGUCAUAGGACCCAGGAUAGAAGCUCUCAGAAAAGCUGAAUUGGCGGCUGGAGUGUGGGAUCAUGGUGGUGAAACAAUCAGGAGACCAAGUAAGGUUCAAUUUGAGUUUCCGGACUCUUCUUCAAAUUCCUCAAACAUAGAAGAUCGAGAUGGAAUCGGACAGCUGGUAGUGAAACCUCAUGUCUCACCGAUAUUUGGAGAAUAUGCUUUCCCCUCUCCAAUCAUUUCCGACAACGGUCAUCCUACGCUUCAAUCUGCUACUGAAAUCAUUGGCUCGAGGAUCACUACAAAAUUACGGGAUGCUGGGUCAACUGACCCUUUGAGUGUUGAUGAAAAAAUUGGACCAUUCGGAGAUGAUGCGCAUGAUACUCGAAAUCAGUCUCUUUCAGUACCGAGACGAUCGAGUAUGGUACCGACAAAUAAGAUACAUCCUACGAGAUGGGAGAUGGAGAUGGAGAUGGGAAGAGGAGUGGAUGAUUGGGAUCAGGAUUGGUUGUUGAACCUUCUUCGAACGAGGUUGAGCGAACAUGCGUAGUCGGACCUUUACCGAUUAUCUUUUCUUUUGAGCCCUUUACUUGAAAUCAUUAUUACAUAUGUGGCGUACUCGGAUCAAACCCCUCAAUCGGCGUGAAAUCGGUGGUCACGCGUCAUACGAUCGUAGCCGAUCUUCUGGCCAUCGUCCCUGGAAUCGUACGUGUAAUCAAGAGAGUGAGAACAGUAGGAGGAAGAAGAGAAUGCAAGUGAAUGGGAGAAAUACCACCGAGAGGAAUACCGGGACUCUCAUGGAGACCUCACAAAGUUGGUGACGGAAUGAGCGUGGGAAGUCGACGUCUAUGAAUGAAUGGUGAAGUGGGAAUGGAGGACAAAUUUGGGACCUGGAAGGUGACAAGGAGGUGGAGGGUGAAGGGUUAAAUGGGUGAGAAUCAGGUUCAGAGGAAGAAAACAAACCAAUAUUUCCAUCACAUUGGCUCGCAUGGGUUUGGGCAAUAAGUGGCAUUGAUUCAUUGUUGUAUUUUGCCAUUUUGGCCGUAGCAUAGAAUGCAGGUGUAUGGAUGCAUCUUCUUCUUUCUC